AUGGAAGAGGAAGGGGAGGAUAAUGAUGAUGAUAAUAAGGAGGAAGGAUAUACUACAUGGAGGUGGUGGGAGGCAUCUACAUUUGAGGAGAGGGAGAGAUUAUGGUCUAAUCUAGAGGAGGCAUUUACCAGGGAGAUGAGGAUGGCUAGAGAUAAAGAUGAGGAAAGGAGACGAUUAAGAAUAGAAAGGAAGAGACAACAUGCUCAAGCGGAACGUGCUGCUGUUGAUACCACCGACCCCUACUUUAAAGCUGCUGCGAAAGCUGAGGUUAACAGUUUUGAUAGGCGAACUGCAGGAUGGAGGGCAUUUAAUAGGAAGAAGAGGAAGAAGAACUAUCCUCAUUCAAUACAAGGGGAUGAGGUAGAGGAGGAAGAGGAAGAAGGGCCUAGUAAAUGGAUAGAAGGGGCAAGAGGACUUGGUGGAUCCGAUAUAGGUAGUAGUAAUGAGGAGGAGGAUAAAGAAGAAGAGUGUAUGGGUAGAUACCUUAGUACCUCAUUGAAGAGCACAGUAGAAGCACUACACUCCAUAUCAUCUAAAGACCUGCAAACCUACUUGAUGUCUAUUAAUGAUGAUCUCCUUCUCCAUCAAGGAGGUCAUCAUCAGGACUACUGGUCUACUAUAGCUAAGAGUGGUAGGGAGUUGAAGGAGGGACAUCGACGUGAUGUUGUUAUUGGAAAUGGUGUAGGAGUUGCUCAUAGAGUUGAUAAUGAUUGUGAUAUUAAUGGUGAUGUACUGAUGGGUAGUGUAGGGGUAGAAGGAGAAGUAGGAGGAGAAGCACCUAAGAAGUAUGAACACUCUACGCAUGAAUAUGUACAUCCUAAUGGUCCUAGUAUAUACCCUAUGGUGGUUGAUGUAUGGAGUGUUGCAUUGGUCCUACUUAUCAUACAUGUCCAUGCUUAUGGUCCUACUUUUAAUGAUAUUGUAGAUAUAAUACGUAAACACCAAAAGGUACAUUGGGGUGCAUUAUUAGCACUUGUACAUGGAGAAGAGAAGAAUAUCCUAAGCCCUCUAUUAAUGAACUUGAUAGAUAUAUCAUUCGAUAUAAGAGAUGAUAUCAAUGACUUUAUCAAUCAUCCAUACUUUUUAAAGGAGGUUUUACCAUCAAUCACUGAUCAUGACUCAAAGGAUUGGGCUAAUGUUAUGAUGGUUAAUAGAUCUAUGAGGUGCAUUAUGGAUACUCCUGCUGGUAGUAGAUUACGUCAUAUUACAUCGAUACGUGAACCCUUCACUAGACCAGGUCCUGUAGUAGUGGUAGAGGAUAUUGUACCAGACAUCCAUCUACUAUUAGAACUACCUCUAGAUACUACUACUAGUACGGUAUGGAUGUUACCACCACAUUAUCAUACAUCACAUGAGUGUAUGAUGGUACUACCCUCACAUAGAGAGGAGGAGGAGGAGGCUGACCAUAAUCAUCAUAUCAUAUCUGGUCAUAGUACUUGGUUGGUCGGUAUUGAUGUGAUAAUAGAUAUGAGGUCAUCAUCAUCAUCAUCCUAUUGUUAUUAUCAAUACCAACGUGAAUGGAUAAUAUUAGAUAGAUAUGAUACAUUAGCUCACCUUAGAGAUAAGAUACUUCAUAUGAUAUCGAGUACUAUCACAUACCCCUCACAUCUACUACAACAACCACUACCACUCAUUACUAAUCUUAUCUUAGCACCGGUACUUCUUGCCGGCUUACCACCACCAUCAACUACAGACGUACAUCACCAUCUACUGGCAGUAGUAGGUGAUAAGGAUAGUAUGAUAAGGAUUGACGACGAUAAUAAUGGACAGUUAAAGCUGAUGGAUGAUCUUAAAUGGACAUCAUCAGAGAUAUUACAAUUGGUUAUAUUAGAUAAUAACGAUCAUCAUCAUCAUAAUACAACAGCGGUUAUAUAUCGUGAUUAUGCUGCUACUCUUGGUAUUAUGUCUAUCGAUAAUGAUAUAACAUUAGAUAAAGAAGUAGUUGAUGGUGAGUAUGGUGGUGGUGGUAGUAUGUUAUGGGAUAGAGUUAAAGAUCAUAAUGAUAUCAAGGAUAAUAGUAUGGGAUCUCAGACUACCUACUACUUCAACAACAAGAAGAAGAAGUACUCCGCCUUCCCCGCCGCCUCAAUCUACAAUACCACCCAACGUGUCAAUGCUUACUGCACCUGUGGUAAGUAG
This is a messenger RNA of Perkinsus marinus ATCC 50983, 2139 nucleotides long. RefSeq lists its product as hypothetical. The record is from RefSeq and is a predicted model, not a curated record. Bases 1 to 2139 code for a protein of 712 amino acids. Lineage: Eukaryota; Perkinsozoa; Perkinsida; Perkinsidae. The transcript has 15 exons.